AUGGAUGCUGGUCAAAGUCAACUGCCACAUCCUAUUCAGUCCAUUGCCAAGCACAUCCCGAGGCUCUCGCAGCUUCCUUGCUUCGGUUGUGAUGAUGACCUCUCGGAACCAAGCGUAUCUGCAGAGCACAUAAUGGAUAUUCUGGCUGACAAUCUCAAUCCAAUGCACCAGCGAAUCGAAGACUUGCAAGGCACGAUCAACAAUCUUUUAGAGGAAAACAAAACCCUGAAGCUUCAGAUAUCAACAAAGACCGAAGAAUCAAUAUCCAUGCUACAGAGAAUGUGCAAAAUGAAUAUAGAUAUACAAACAGGUCUCAACGAAAAAAAGGCAAUCGCAGAUGAACUUGACAAGAUGCGAGCGCAGAGUGUCGGGCAUCCGCUAGGAUUGCUCGAAACAACACCAAGGGGUAUCUGGAUCAGCAAACUUCUAUCUAGGUCACAGUCUAUUCACGGCAAUCACAACACACUCCAAGAGGAUGGAUUGUGUAAUUCCGAGAUUGAGAACGCGGAGUCUAAUGUAAAGAGUCCUUUAGACAGUAUCCUCAGCGCCGAUGAGGUUCGAGGCCUGUUUAAUUUCUUUGAAGAGUGCUUUGACGAGCAAGAUCUGGAUUCAUUGUCACUGCGGCAUUGCUCAGUUUGUCAUAAGAUGAGAUUCGAACAAGACAACCCCAAUAGUUCAUACCCUUUCGUCGACGAGUUUUCCAAAUGUCUCCGGCCGCCUAUCACCUGCACUGCUUCUGUCUGCUUGGUCUGCUAUCUUGGAUCUGUUGUCAGGUCUAUACAGGGUCUACCGCAAACUUGGUGGGAAAUUUUAGGGACAACGGUUCUGAUGCCAUGUCCAUGCGGCGUCUGUUCGGGUAAUAUCGCUUUCGAGAAUCGUGGGGCUUUACAGAGACUACUUGGACUCGCGAACGUCAAGGAUGCGUGUGACGUACUGAGAAUAUACGAUACAGCACAGCAUCUUGUGUCAGUACUCGACACCCUUGAUCCUCAGCCAACUUUGAAAGAGCGUCAAGUGGCCAAGCAUCUACAUCAACACCUUAUUUCGAAUGGUAUCAUGAAACCCUUGUUUGGUCUUGAGACCUCAGAACUACAUUCUCUUGAAAGCGUUCUACCACACGACGUGACUUCCCAGCUCGUUCAGAUUUCGGAGCUGGAUGGUACUGACGAGGUAUUCCGUGUCCCCAUUAUCACACAGCUUCUGCGACGAGAGCAGUCUCCAGUUGAAUGUUCUAUCUGCACUGAACCUAUUUAUGAUCUCACUAGUGAAGUAUUGGAGCAAUGGAAUAACAUUUGCCGUGAUUAUGGUGGAGACUGGAAGUGGAAGGUUCUUCCUUUCCCACGCAAGCUUGGCCAGAGGUGCUCUCAUACUGUUGACUUCUGCACGGAGUGCUUAGAAAGCUACAUUGAAGCCGAACUUGAUCUAUAUGGGAGAACUGGGUGUCAUCUACUUACUUGCCCUUCUUUUGAUUGCGAUCGGCGACUUGAAUACGACGAGGUGAAACUGUAUUCGCGACAAGAGACAUUUUCAAGGUACGAUGAAUACUUGAAGCUAGAAGCUUUGAGCAAUUUGCCUUCUUUUCGAUGGUGUCUUGCCGACAAUUGUUCCUAUGGACAGAUGCAUGACCUAAUCGAGAGCAACCACGUCUCUUGUGAGGAAUGCGGUUAUGAAAUGUGCUUCCAGCACCAGGUGAGAUGGCAUGUUGAUUUGAGCUGCGAGGAGUUUGAUAGCAUACAGGAGAAUGGAGACCCUCGAUUCCGUGAGACUCGAGACUGGGUCAAUGCCAACACCAAGCAGUGUCCUUCAUGCGGAGUCAAUACGCAGAAAGGCCCAGGUUGCUUCCACAUGACUUGUACGCUAUGCCGCUAUGAGUUCUGCUGGGAAUGUCUUGCGAGCUGGGGUGAGAUCAUGCCAAGAUCGGGACGGUACAAUCAAUCAGCUCAUCGUGAUGGCUGUUACUUCAGGUCCAGUAAUCAAGAACCUACACAGGUGACUGGGGAGCGUAUUCCUUUCAGAUAA
Molecule: messenger RNA, 2019 nt
Organism: Fusarium verticillioides 7600
Lineage: Eukaryota; Fungi; Ascomycota; Sordariomycetes; Hypocreales; Nectriaceae
Exons: 4
Coding region: 1-2019 (672 amino acids)
Biological process (GO): ubiquitin-dependent protein catabolic process; positive regulation of proteasomal ubiquitin-dependent protein catabolic process; protein polyubiquitination
Cellular component (GO): ubiquitin ligase complex; cytoplasm
Molecular function (GO): ubiquitin protein ligase activity; ubiquitin conjugating enzyme binding; zinc ion binding
Source: RefSeq, a predicted model, not a curated record